This is a messenger RNA of Carlito syrichta (Philippine tarsier), 1697 nucleotides long. RefSeq names its product archaelysin family metallopeptidase 2 (gene AMZ2). The record is from RefSeq and is a predicted model, not a curated record. Gene Ontology annotation, molecular function: metallopeptidase activity. Gene Ontology annotation, biological process: proteolysis. Bases 561 to 1646 code for a protein of 361 amino acids. NCBI's taxonomy places the organism in Eukaryota, Metazoa, Chordata, Mammalia, Primates, Tarsiidae. The transcript has 8 exons.
GAGGCCUCGCGUCCUGCCCUCCCCUUCUUCUGUGCGGCGAGGCCUCCCUCCCCAGCACUUGUCCGUCCCGGUGAGCUGGAAGCCCCCGGCAGCCUUCCUUGGUCGCACAGGCGGGUGAAAGACAGGGAGGUGCGUCUUGCUUCGUGGCUUGUCCCUGGAAGUCCGACCUCAACCCAGUCGCGGAGCCGUGGGGAUGAUCCUGUGCUCAGCAGGGCCCCGGCUCCAGAGACUUGACCUGGGGUGUCCGCCACCUUCUCGGACCCCCGCACGCGGAGAUUUAGUCAGCCUAGAUCUCAGCUUGGGUUUUCCCGUCAGUUGCCUAUCAUUACACCGGAGAAAUCCAGGUGAUCAGAAAAUAUGACGGGGGUGACCCGGAUGUUCAACUUUUUCCUUUCCUGCUUCAAAAAGCCUCGUGGUGGAACGUCUGCUCGACCCCUUCACGUGGAAGGGUGAGAACUCUGCCUAGGAACACAGCGUGAAUGGAAGAGACCUGUCAUUAUGCCUUUCCCAAGAAAUUGACUGGAAAUGGGGAAACUAAGUGUGUCCACCCUAAGGCGUGAAUGCAAACAGUUCAGCACUCUGCACAGACACUGAAAACAGCUCUCAUCUCAAAGAAUUCAGUGCUUGUGUCCCAGUACGAGAAAUCAGAUGUUGGGGAGCAGCGUCUCCUGAACGAAGCCUUCCAGCCAGCCAAUGGUCUCUUUGGGCCCAUUACCUUGCACUCUCAGUCGGACUGGAUCACCUCCCAUCCCGAGGCUUCUCAAGACUUCGAACAGUUUUUCAGUGAUCCUGACAGAAGAACACCCUCUCCGGACAAACGCAGCAUUUAUCUACAGUCCAUUGGAUCUCUAGGAAAAACCAGAAUUAUCAGUGAAGAAUAUAUUAAAUGGCUCAAGGGCUACUGUGAAGCAUUUUUCUAUGGGUUGACAGUAAAACUCCUAGAGCCGGUUCCUGUUUCUGCAACGAGGUGUUCCUUUAGAGUCAACGAUAACACACAAAACCUACAAAUUCAUGCAGUAGGGCACAUCCUGAAGUUCUUAAAAAAGAAGAAACCUGACGAUGCCUUUUGUGUUGUGGGGAUAACAAUGAUUGAUCUUUACCCAAGAGACUCCUGGAAUUUCGUCUUUGGACAAGCCUCUUUGACAGAUGGUGUGGGGAUAUUCAGCUUCGCCAGGUAUGGCAGUGAUUUUUAUAGCUUGCACUAUGAAGGCAGAGUGAAGACGCUCCAGAAGACAUCUCUGAGAGACUAUUCAAUUUUUGAUGACUAUUAUAUUCCGGAAAUAACUAGUGUUUUGCUGCUUCGAUCCUGUAAGACCUUAGCCCAUGAGAUUGGACACAUAUUUGGACUGCGACACUGCCAGUGGCUCGCGUGCCUAAUGCAGGGGUCCAACCACUUGGAAGAAGCUGACCGGCGCCCUCUGAACCUUUGCCCUAUCUGCUUACGCAAGUUGCAAUGUGCUGUUGGCUUCAGCAUUGCAGAAAGAUACAAGGCGUUGUUGAGUUGGAUUGAUGGUGAAUCUACUGACGCACCUGCCGUCGCUCCAAAACGCAGCCACGAAGAGAGUGUGAAUAUACCGAAACCUGUCGAGGCCUUUAAGGACUGGAGAGGGUGGAUAUUCAAAUGCCUUGCUGUUCUCCAAGAAUAGGGACCAUUAAGUAGGGGUAAUUAAAAUAAAUACUUGCACAUCAUGCUUUCA